UCCGUUUUAAAAAGCAGGCCGAUACGAGCCGAGCCGUGUGGACCACCGCAGUGCGUAAAGAGCCUGGCGAAGCAGUGAGGAGACGAACAAGGCUUCACGAGAGAGAAAGAAGCAGAGGAUGUCCAGAGCUGACUGGUCCUUCCUGGAGCAUCUGCUGGAGGAGGGCCAAGAGUACUCGACUGGCCUCGGCCGUAUCUGGCUCACCGUGCUCUUCCUGUUUCGUAUGUUGGUGUUGGGAGCUGCUGCCGAAUCUGCCUGGGAUGACGAGCAGCACGACUUUGUCUGCAACACGCGCCAGCCUGGCUGCACCCCCGUGUGCUACGACAAAGCCUUCCCCAUUUCCCACUUUCGCUACUUUGUCCUCCAAGUCAUCUUCGUGUCCACGCCGACCAUCUUCUAUUUCGGAUAUGUGGCUAUAAGGGCCGGGAAGGACAAGGAAAAAGAGGAAGAGGAGGCUGGCGGAAGUAAGAGAGGAGAUGGGAGCAAUAAGAAAGUGACACAAGUGAAACAAGAGGAGGGGGGGAAAGGUAAAAAAGCUGAAAAGGCUACUCCUGAGGCCCCUAAACUGAAAGGCAGGCUGCUGUGUGCGUACGCAUUAAGCAUCCUCGUAAAAGUCCUCCUGGAGGCUGGCUUCAUCGUGGGGCUGUGGAUCCUCUACAACGGCUUCAUCAUCCAAUCAAAGUUUGAGUGCACAGGGUUCCCCUGUCCGUACAAGGUGGACUGCUUCGUCUCUCGGCCCACGGAGAAGACCAUCUUCACCAUCUACACUCAGGUGAUCGCCGCCAUCUCCCUGCUCCUCAACCUCCUCGAGCUCCUCCACCUCCUUCAGCUCGCCAUCUCCCACCAGCUGGAGAAGCGCUACAGUGCCCAGCGGCGAGAAUACCUACCUCAGCCUGAGAAAGUACCUGCCGGACAAAAGACUCCAGAGCUUCAGGCGGCGGUGUCACAGUCUUACACAGCAGGGGGUCACACCAGCCUGCCCAUGCCGAGUGAGGCUGCAUGCCAUUCCAAUCCCUGUGAGAGCAACGGGGAUCUGGCCACAGAGGCCACCUGGGGCCCUGGGGAGGCUGGCAGUGACCUGCUUCCUAGUUAUAUGAACUGCAUGGGCGCAAUGAGGACGUCACAUUCGCCAAGAGUCCAUUAUAAAAAACAAGCGCAUCACACGGUUAAAAACAGUAAGGGUGCCCAUAAGGUCCAGUCAAAGCUGAAACAUUAUGUUUGAUGCAGUCAGAUGGUGUUUAUGACUAUGAAAGCCUUGUUUGGUUUCUUGCUCUUUUUUUUUUUACUUAUAAGUGGAAUCCUGCACAUAACCCUUGGGUGUCAGGAGUGCGGGCCGACAGCUCAAAUAAGGGAGACAUGAAGAAGAACAACUACUGCACUGUGAACCGCCAUGCCUCAGAGGCAGGUAGACAUUCAGCCAGAGAUUCACCAGAUAAAUGAGGCUAUUCAAAACGCAACAUUCUGAGAACACUCCCCAAGGCAAAGACAACGAACACUCGGCCAUGAGAAGAUUACAGUCAUAAGAUGCCUUCAAAUUGCAUUUAAUGGCUCUUGGUGCUCGAUGCGACAGUGGAAAAAAACACUGCAGUGGGGGGUCCGAGGGAAACCGUGUGAGUGUGUAUGGGAGGGAAUGCGGCAGAGGCAGAUUUAAGCAUAUUCCUCUGAGAUUUGCACUGUAACCCAUGGAGCUGUUGGAAGCACCCCCCCCCCUCUCUCUUCUCCCCAAGGCUGUGUCCACACUGUGGAAUGUACUGGUCUCUGGGUCCUCGCUCCAGCUCCCAAGAGGAUAAUGGCUGCGUGGACACAGGCACGCACGCAGGCAUACACAUGCACAUUCACAUGCACAUGGACAUACAAUGUACUUUUCCCCUUUCACCCAGUGUGUUUUGGCCACUUGAGUUGGGGAAGUGGAGUGGGAAGUCAUGGGAAUUCUGGCGAAGUGUGAGACUUAUCAUUUCCAGUAUCAGUGGUAUUUUAUUCAUGGAGAAAGCGAGAGGACCACAGCAUACAUCAUCAACGCCGCUGAAUAAUGGAGGGAAGGCGAGCAUCCAGUUUGAAAAGCGAACCUUUUUAGUGAGCUUGAGAGAGUUGAGAAAGUAAAUAAGUGCAUUUGUGAUUGCACGGUGAAUGGACUGAAAGAGGUACAGAUAUGUGCAAGUUCAACACCAGGAAAUGAUAUAUUAUUAUAUGAAAACUGUAUUUAAUGUUUAAGCUAUUGUGACCAAUUGUUAAUAUUUAUUAUUUUGAAUACAAUAAAUUGUAAACUACUA
Messenger RNA from Limanda limanda (common dab), 2270 nucleotides. RefSeq names its product gap junction protein alpha 4 (gene gja4). NCBI's taxonomy places the organism in Eukaryota, Metazoa, Chordata, Actinopteri, Pleuronectiformes, Pleuronectidae. Gene Ontology annotation, cellular component: connexin complex. The record is from RefSeq and is a predicted model, not a curated record. The transcript has 2 exons. Gene Ontology annotation, biological process: cell communication. The coding region runs from base 119 to 1222 and encodes 367 amino acids.